AUGGCAAACAUCGGCGGAAAGAAGAUAUUUAUUCCCAAACCUCCAGACAAGGGGUCCUUCCCUUUAGACCACGAGUCUGAGUGCAAGGCUGUUAUGAUUGAGUACCUCAAGUGUCUCAAUGAUCACAAUUGCGACAACUCUUCGUGUCGUCCAUUGGCUAAAGACUAUCUCAAGUGUCGGAUGGAUAAGGAAUUGAUGGCUAAGGAGGACUUCAAAGUGUUGGGAUUCAAAGACAAUUCGGACAUGAAUUCCAGUGACAAUCAAAAGAAGCACUAA
This is a messenger RNA of Oppiella nova, 276 nucleotides long. NCBI's taxonomy places the organism in Eukaryota, Metazoa, Arthropoda, Arachnida, Sarcoptiformes, Oppiidae. The record is from the annotation of a GenBank genome assembly.